CCAACGUAGAACACAGACAAAGGACACAACUGACACUGUAAAGGACAUUGCACAUCAGCAAGGAUAAAAUUGUUACAAUUUGAACAACACAAGAUAUCAAGCUCAAGGAAACAAAUAUACUCAAGGGAUUGAAGCAAUUGGAUAAACUUUCAAAGUUCCAAGUACAGAGAGACACCGUUAAAAGGACUAUCCUCUCCAGACACAACAACACAAUCUAAAGGCCUUGACCUCUGUAGGGAGAUUGGUGACCUCUACUCUCCGACCUCCUCCUUCUAGUCUUCUGUUGUCUGUGUGGUGCCCAGUGCUCACCAGGCAGGUCGCAAAGAAGCGGUGCGCAGCGCCAUGGUAACCCACAGCAAGUUUGACUCCGUCAUGAGCAGCAGCCCCUUCGACUCCACCAUGCGGCUGCCUCACCGUUACAAGACCUUCAGCUCCAAGGUGCAGUACCAGCUCGUCGUCACCACUCUGCACAAGCUCCAGGAGAGUGGCUUCUACUGGGGCUCUAUCAAUGGCAAGGAGGCCAACGCCAUGCUGGCCGCCGAGUCCGUCGGCACCUUCCUGAUCCGCGACAGCUCCGACAACCGACACUUCUUCACGCUCAGCGUCAAGACGGCGUCUGGCACCAAGAACCUGCGCAUCCAGUGUGACUCCGGGUCCUUCUUACUCCAGACGGACCCCAAGAGCAUGCAGGCUGUGCCCCGCUUCGACUGUGUGCUGAAGCUGGUCCACCACUACAUGCCCCCGACCAAAGGGGCUUCGCUGGUGGAGAAAAACACGAGGGGAGGGAACGCCUCCUACUACAUCUACUCUGGAGGGGAGAAGAUUCCCCUGGAGCUCCUCAAACCUUUCUCCUCCACUAUGUCCAGCCUGCAGCACCUGUGUAGGAAAACAGUCAACGGACACCUGGACAUAUCCAGCAAACGGGACCAGCUUCCUCACCCGCUCAAAGAGUUCCUGCAGGAGUACGACGCGCCCAUCUAGGCCUCUCUGGACAUGUAGUGCCUCGAUGGCAUAAGACUUGAUAAAGGUGUUAUGAAGGGGACUUGGGCCGGUGUGAGAGACAGUGUGGCAGUACCCCACAGA
Oncorhynchus nerka (sockeye salmon) is the source of this 1083-nucleotide messenger RNA. RefSeq names its product suppressor of cytokine signaling 3. Gene Ontology annotation, biological process: phosphatidylinositol phosphate biosynthetic process; intracellular signal transduction. Gene Ontology annotation, molecular function: 1-phosphatidylinositol-3-kinase regulator activity. The record is from RefSeq and is a predicted model, not a curated record. The transcript has 2 exons. NCBI's taxonomy places the organism in Eukaryota, Metazoa, Chordata, Actinopteri, Salmoniformes, Salmonidae. Bases 343 to 981 code for a protein of 212 amino acids. Gene Ontology annotation, cellular component: phosphatidylinositol 3-kinase complex.